Messenger RNA from Clonostachys solani, 4221 nucleotides. Lineage: Eukaryota; Fungi; Ascomycota; Sordariomycetes; Hypocreales; Bionectriaceae. The record is from the annotation of a GenBank genome assembly.
AUGUCGGAUAAUGUCAACUUGAUCGAGGAGGACCAAAUGGCUACAGCCGUUAGGCAAAAGCUGAAAGCAGAUGAUGACGCUCGUCACAAGCUCAUGACACAUGGAGAUUACACUGUGGGAUGGGUCUGCGCGUUGCCCAAAGAGCAAACCGCCGCGACGGCCAUGCUUGAUGAAACACAUCCCGACUUACCAAAGCCAUUGAACGACUCGAAUACAUACACUCUGGGACGUAUCGGAAAGCACGACGUUGUAAUAGCCUGCCUUCCGAAAGGCCAGAUUGGCACAAACUCGGCAGCAACCGUUGCCACACAAAUGAUAAGAACGUUUUCUUCUAUUAGGAUCGGUCUUAUGGUCGGCAUAGGAGGUGGCAUUCCAUCCAAAGUCAGACUCGGCGAUGUAGUGGUCGGCACACCUUCAGGCCAGUUUUCUGGCGUCGUUCAAUGGGACUUUGGAAAGGCCCAUGAAGGCGGCACGUUCGAGAGGACCGGAUCACUGAACUCUACACCUGCUUCGCUUGGGACAGCUUUGACCAAGUUGGAAACAAAACAUGAUUUGGAAGGGAGCAAAAUACCAGAGUACCUGGAUGGAUUCAAACGGAAAUGGCCGGAUUACGCUUCGAAGCAUCUCCGUUCUGACGCCCUGAUAGAUCCCUUCGACACGGUAAAUCGUUCACAUGAUACUUCCAAGAGAUGGCUAGCUGUAUUCUCAAUGAUGUGGGCUAGCUUGUUGGUUAUUCUUCGAUAUCUAUCUGGCUCGCAAACGUUUCCCGUCCUGAAUAACACAACUAGGCAAGUGGAAAACUCGCCACUCCCCGCUGUGGAUAGAGAGCAAAGGAGACCUGGAGAGGUACGAGUGCAUCAUGGCCUAAUUGCGUCCGGCAAUCAAGUCAUUAAGGAUGCCAUCCUCCGAGAUAAACUCAACAAGGAUCUUGGCGGGCAUGUGUAUUGUGUCGAAAUGGAAGCGGCUGGGUUGAUGAACAAUUUUCCAUGCGUUGUCAUUCGAGGCAUUUGUGACUACGCAGAUGCACAAAAGAAUAAAACCUGGCAGGAAUAUGCCGCACUAGUUGCAGCCGCCUUUGCCAAGGAACUUCUGGUGAACGUACAAACAAGCGAAGUGCAUGGAGAGCGAACAGCGAAGGAUAUUAUUGAGGUCACUGUAAAGGUUCUUGAUGAAUUGCGACACGAAGUUGUCAGCACGAGAGAAAAGAUCGAAAAGAAAGAGGAACUUGAUAUUCUCAAAUGGCUCACACCAAUCAACCAUAAGGCUCAGCAUAGUGACAUUCUCCAGAAAAAGCAGUCAGGAACUUGUCAGUGGUUCUUAAAUUCUACGAAAUUUAAGAACUGGAUAGAGAAGGAAAAGGGCAUAUUAUAUUGCCCCGGAAUCCCGGGUGCGGGGAAGACAAUCCUCACAGCUGCCACCAUUGAGGAUCUUACUUUACGGUAUCAGAACAACCAGAAUGUUGGCAUCGCAUACAUUUAUUGCAACUUCCGUCGAACUGAUGAACAACAGGUAGAAGACUUACUUGCAACCCUCCUAAAGCAACUAUGCCAACAACGGUCGUCUCUCCCAGAUAGUGUUAGACUGCUUCAAGCUGAUACACUGAAAGCCAAUAGAGCAAGGCCGACGUUGAAUGAACUUGCAGAAACUCUUCAUUUGGUCGUCUCUAUGUAUUCUCGGGUGUUUAUUAUAAUUGAUGCACUCGAUGAAUGCCAAGUCAAAGAUGGCUGUCGCAUAACAUUUUUAAACGAGGUUUUUAAACUUCAAACAAAGACCAGAACAAAUCUGUUUGCGACCUCAAGGCCAAGCCCAGAAAUCGAACUCAACUUUGAAGGAUGUGAUUGGUGCAGGAUCAGUGCGAGUGAGGCCGACAUCCGUGCGUAUUUGAACGGAAAUAUGUGGCAAAUGUUAGGAUUUGUCCAAAAAAGAUCAGAUCUAAAGGAUGAUAUUGAGGAAGGUGUCGCAACAGCAGCACAAGGAAUACUGUAUUUCGACUCACUCAAAGACAAAACAUCAGCCACGGAGAUAAAAACAUUACUAAGAAAGCUUCGGGAAAGAAGCCAAUCGAAAGUAAAUACUGAUGAAAAGCUCGAUCUACUAGCCCAAGCAUAUGAUGAAGCUGUGGAUAGAAUCCGUAUGCAACAACCUGGCUUUCAACACCUCGCAACAAAAGUUUUGUCUUGGGUCAUUUUUGCAAGGCGGCAGCUUACCAUUUUGGAGCUUCAACAUGCCCUUGCCGUAUCUGUCGGAGACAAGAAAUUAGACGAAGACAAUGUUAGGGAUAUCAAGGAUAUUGUUUCAGUCUGCCUUGGAUUGGUAAUUGUUGACGAACAAAGCGGUAUUGUUCGUCUGGUUCACUACACCACCCAAGAAUACUUUGAGCAAACCAAAACGCGGUUAUUUCCAAAUGCGGAAUUCGAACUCGCGACUAUCUGUGUGGCUUAUAUCUCGUUCAGUGUUUUUGAAGCUGGCCUCUGUGAAACAGAAGCAGAAUUUCGGGAUCGAUUGGAAUCAAACCCACCUUACAGCUAUGCCGCACAAAACUGGGGCCAUCAUGCUCGAUUCGCUGCGACAUCUAUCCCGGGAGUUGAGCAGUUUCUAAGCAACAGGGCUCUAGUCAAGGCCUCCAAUCAAGCAUUCCCUGAUAAUAUAUUGUUCAAAUAUCUAGGGCACAGUCAAAUUUUGACAAGAAAAUUGACGGCAAUCCAUUUUGCGGCAUAUUUCGGGCUUACUCCAGAGGUAGCUAGCCUACUUGAAGACAAAGGGGAGGUCGAUUCGCUGGACGAUUAUGAUCGCACACCACUUACGUAUGCCUCUAAGAAUGGACACGAGGCUACCGCAAAAUUUCUCCUGGAGCAAGGCGCGAAAGUUGACGCACUGGAUAUGCACCAUGAGACUCCACUUAGCUAUGCCGUUGAGCGUGGGCAUGAGGUUAUUGUGAAGUUACUUAUCGAGAAAGGAGCCGAUCUUGCGGGCGGGGGCUCAUACCAAAUGGCACCACUAUAUAUUGCUACUAGAGACGGGCACGAGGCUAUUGCAAAGUUUCUUAUCGAGAAAGGAGCCGAUCUUGAGUGCAGGGACCAGCUACAAAUGACGCCACUAUGUAUUGCUGCCGAAUCCGGGUAUACGGCUAUUGCAAAGUUGCUUAUCGAGAAGGGAGCUGAUCUUGAGUGCUGCAACCAGCUACAAAUGACGCCACUGUGUAUUGCUACAGAGGAAAACCACGAGGCCAUCGUCGAAAUGCUUCUAAUCAGAGGUGCCGAGUUCAAGUCUAAGUCGAUUUAUGGCCAAACCCUAAUAUCUUGGGCUGCUCAACAUGGAUGCGGGGGCAUCUUCAAGCUGCUUCUGGAUAAGGGGGCCAAGUUCGACUGCAUGGAUGAUGAUGGUGGGACAGCGUUAACGUGCGCUGCCAGGGGAGGGCAAUUGAUCAUCACUAAACAUCUAUUAGCAAUCCCCAAUAUCAAUAUUGACUGGAGGGAUAAAUUUGGGCGCACCCCACUAUCCUGGGCCGCUUCUGGUGGUCAUGCAGCUAUCAUCAAACUGCUGCUAAAUAGCGGCGCCAAUAUUGAAUCCGAGAGUAAAUAUGGCCGGACACCAUUAACAUUUGCUGCCCAAUCAGGGCACCAGGACGCAGUUGAGUUGUUUCUGGAAACAGGCGAUGUAAAUGUCUACUCUCGAGAUAUCUUUGGCCGAAACCCGCUGCAUUGGGCUUCGAGGGGUGGGCACGAUGAAGUUAUCAUGAAUCUGAUCCUAAAUGGAGGAUGUGACCCCAACUCAAUGGACAUUUACUGCUCAACUCCGAUUUCAAUAGCCGCACGACACAAUCAUGCACAUUUGAUAAAGCAGCUCUUGGAUACAGGAAGGAUCAACGUUACUUCUCAGGAUUGCUUUGGACGGACGCCACUGUGGUACGCUCGACGAUAUGAAAAUGCUGAAGCUCAACAACUUCUACUUGAAUAUAUCGAGAAGAAUGGUACGUUAGGUCCUCAGGAUGAUUCAGUUGUAAAAAGAUAUGAAGGAUUGAGAUCCCCUGGACUACCAAGAUACACAACAUGUGAUAUCUGCACCAUGGGUACUGAAAUAGGUGGGGUUUACUACCACUGCCAAAUUUGUAAUGGUGACAAUUUGGAUAUUUGUUCAGAUUGCUAUCAGGCCGGGGGACGUUGCUUAGGGCUUGGCCAUGAGCUAAUUAAGGUCGGAAAAGAUUAUCAAUUCCAGCGGUAA